AUGUCGCACACCACUCGCCCAGGUCCUCUCCAAGAGCUCCCCCUCGACCGCUUUCUCCCCGCUGAGCCGCCCACGCCCUCGAAGCACCGCGCCCACCUCAAACGGCCCCACUCACCCACCCACUACAGCCCCGCCAAGCGCCGCAUCCUCACCGAGGAGGGCGUCUUCUCUCCCACCAAGUCUCUCAAGAGCCCGCUCUCCGCCUCCAGCGCACGCUUCGCCCCCGCCCACUUCCACGCCCUCCUCCAGGGCCCGGACAGCCCUGCGCGCAGGCUCGACUUUAGUGCUGCUAAGCCCAGAGAUGUCCCCGUUCAUGGAACACUGCCCUCCAACGCGUCCAGCGCCCCGCUCGCACCCUCCCCAGUGCUGACAACGAAGACCGUUCGCAGCCCCCCCACAGCCCCUUCUGCAGCAGCACCUGUGCCCGCGUCAUCUACAUCGUCUAGGAGCCGUCGCGCAUCCCCGGCCGAUGACACAGAUACCGACACCGACACCGACAUGUGGUACGACCCGCGCCCAUGCUCGUCUUCCACGCAGACGCCCGCCCCGGUCCUCAUCGCGCGCGAGAUCGCGCAGCCCGACAGGCAGUCGGUGCAUUACCCCGGCUUCGACAUCUACCAAGACCCGUGUCUGCCCCUCCCACGCCCUAUCACGCGUUCGCGCUCGCGCUCCCAGCCGCUGUCCGACGCGGCUGACGCGCCCCAGGGAGACACUGCGGCGAAGAGGGAGGCAGAGAAGGAGAACGUCGCGCCCCGCCGUCGCACGCACAAGUCUGCCGGCGCCCCCGUUGCCCCUGCGGAGGCGGUGUGGCUGAAGGCAGGGCUACUCUCGCCCGCGGGGAAGCAGCCCCAGACAGAGCGCACCGGGAUGGGGAAGACCAUGCCUACCACGCCGCAUGCGAAGAAGAUCUACGAACUCCCUAUGCUCCGCGAUGGCUCGGUAACACCAAAGAACCGGCGCCGUCCGCUGGAGCUGGAGCUCGGGACGCCCGCUCACACGCCUGUGGGUAGAGCAGCUCGGAAGCUAUGGAGGAUGAUGAUGGAAGAGGAGGCAGACGCUGUGGAGAGCGAGGUGGAGACGGUGCUGUAA
Messenger RNA from Sparassis crispa, 1089 nucleotides. RefSeq lists its product as hypothetical. The record is from RefSeq and is a predicted model, not a curated record. The coding region runs from base 1 to 1089 and encodes 362 amino acids. Lineage: Eukaryota; Fungi; Basidiomycota; Agaricomycetes; Polyporales; Sparassidaceae. The transcript has a single exon.